Messenger RNA from Fusarium falciforme, 3804 nucleotides. RefSeq names its product Retrovirus-related Pol polyprotein from transposon TNT 1-94. The record is from RefSeq and is a predicted model, not a curated record. The transcript is spliced from 2 exons. NCBI's taxonomy places the organism in Eukaryota, Fungi, Ascomycota, Sordariomycetes, Hypocreales, Nectriaceae. Gene Ontology annotation, molecular function: nucleic acid binding. The coding region runs from base 1 to 3804 and encodes 1267 amino acids.
AUGUCACUUUCAAAGGAAUCGCUCAACCUCGUUAGCAAUUCCAAUACCAUUCCAAAGCUGGAGCAAACCAGCCAGUGGCUGACUUGGAAGAGAGAAAUGCUGGACCUACUGGACAUGUGCGGAUACGGAGAUCUUUUGACCAGGAAUGCUCAACCACCAACAGAAGGGAACGACCUCACAACACAGAUUGAGGCCUGGAGGAGUCGUCAGGAUCGAGCAUGCGGCGCCAUACGCAGUCGUCUCGGAUACAAUGCCCGAGUGUUCACCACGGGGAUACCAACGGCCCAGGGCAUGAUUAAUCACCUUGAAACCCGGUAUCGCCCCGUUGGAAGCGCCAUCUUUCAAGAACUCGACCGAAGAUAUCAAGAACUCACCCUUGACUCUUGUGAUUCAGUCAUGGAAUAUGCAAACAAGCUUCGUCAAGUAAGGGCUGAACUCCUAGAGAUGGAUGAAAUCUGCCAGAUUGGGGAACCACACUUUGUCAACAAGUUCCUCUGUGGACUUGGCCCAGACUAUGAAGUCUUCCUCACUGCUUUCAAUCAGAACCAUAACAUCCUUCCUAUCCGAGAUCCAAACAAUCGCAACGUCAUCCUCAAAGAGGCCGUUACGUUCGAAACCGCAAUCUUUGCCGCAUCCCAAGAAGAGGACAGACAAAAAGGAGCCACUGCAAGGAUUGCACACAGAGCCAUGGUGGCCUGGGAUACCUCAGGUUGUGGACACUGUGGAAGAAAAGGACACAACAAGUCAACUUGCUGGAAACUUCACCCGGAACUUAGAAGAGAGCAUGAAAGGGCGGCUCACGAGAGACGACAACGAAAAACGCAGAGACGAGAGAAGGAAAAGGAGAAGACGAAUGAUGAACCGGAAUCUGCUACGGCUGCGACUCCUGUAUACAUCCAGCCCGAUCAAGCGAGACUGGCUCUUUGGCAAAAUGACUUCCAAGGUCACCUUGGAUUAAUUGGCUCGUCAUUCGGACUCUCUGGAUCUCAGGCAACCCCCCAAGCUCGGGCCCUCGAACGGAUCCAUGUCUUGGAUAGUGGUGCCUCCUCACAUAUUUUCUGCCGCCAUACGAACUUUACAGUUCUCCACAAGUACCAGGGAUUCCCGAUCAAUGGCAUUGCAAACGCAACAGUUAUGCCAGGAGGACGUGGAACCUACACCUUCCGAGUGCAAGGACCCAAGGGGCCACAGAAUGUUACUCUCGACAACGCUCUCUACGUUCCGGAAGGAUGCUCGAACCUGUUGUCCGUGUCAGCGCUGGAGAAGAAGGGUGCAGAAGUUCUUUUCCGAAAUGGGAAGGCAGUGGUCACAAACAAAGGAAAGGUCGUCCUCACUGCAACAAGGAUCUCAGGCGUCUAUGUGGUCGACGAAGCUGAGGCAGAUCACUUUCAAACCGCAGGAAUUCAUCUCUCCUACACGGCGACGGAGCAACACGAACAAAAUGGAUUGGCAGAGGUUCUCAAUCGAAUCAUCCUAGAUAAACUCACGCCCACACUGAUCAAAUCUGGAUUUGCUUUGAAAUGGUGGCCAUACCUCCUCAAGGCAGUGAACCAUAUCCGAAAUCUCUGCCCCACGGCAAGCAUUUCCACCACUCCAUACCAAGCCUGGUAUGGAGAUGUUCCCGACCUCAGUCACCUGCGAGUCCUCGGCUCACGAGGAUGGGCUCUACUUCCAUCCUCUAAACAAAAGAAGAUGCAAUCUAGGAGCAUUCCCUGUCAGCUUCUCGGCUACCAGGGCAGUACGAACUAUAUUCUCCUUGACGAACGGGGCCGAGUCUUUGUGUCUAACAAUGUGGUCUUCGCUGAAAAUAUCAAAAGUGUCGAACCAACACUCGACAAUCUCACGCAUCAGAUGAGUGACCAGAGAUCAUCGCAACGGCGACGGGUAGACCGAGAACAGAACACCCACGUGGAAAAUCCUCUCAUUCUAGAACCGUCGCCCCUUCCGAUCGCGCCAGGAGAGGCAAAUGGAACCGAGGAGAUUGGCCAUGGAGAGACGACCUCGGAUGAGUCCUCAGUGGGAGAUCCAGGUUGGAAUCCGGACCAAGAGUCAGCCAGAUCGAGUAUCCAUGUUGCCACAGACGAGCACGAAGUGUCACCGGAAGCAACAGAACGGCACGCAGAGUCUCGGCUGCCCGAAAGAUCGACCAGAGGACAGCUGCCAUCGAGAUAUAUACUGGCCAGCACAAACUUCGCCUUCCUCGCAACGAUUGCAAGACAGCUGUACCUAGUUGCUCGCGACAUCGACCAGUCAGAACCAAGAACCUUCAAGGAAGCCACUCAGGGUCCUCAUGGAAGACUCUGGUGGGGAGGACUGAAGGAUGAACACGGAUCUCUAAUCGAGAAUGAUGUCUGGACCCUAGUUACGCUCCCACCAGGACGAAAGGCCCUUCGAGGCAAAUGGGUGUUCAAGCUCAAACGAGGGGAAAAUGGGGAGAUUCUGCGGUACAAGGCCCGCUUUGUCGUGAGAGGAUUCGAACAAAGGGAAGGAAUUGACUUCAACGAAACCUUCGCCUCUGUUGUCAAGCCAAUGAGCUAUAAGAUGAUCUUUGCCAUUGCGGCGGCACUCGAUUUGGAACUGGAACAAAUGGAUGUCAAGACAGCCUUCCUCUAUGGCCUCGUAACUGAGGAGAUAUACGUGGAACAACCUGAAGGAUUCGACGAUGGAAGUGGGAGAGUCUGUAAGCUCUUGAGAGCAUUGUAUGGACUGAAGCAAGCUCCAAGAGUGUGGUACGAGACCCUCUCGACCUUCCUCGAGACACUCGGGUUCAAGUCUUUACUCUCAGAUAUGGGGGUCUUGGUGAAAGGUCACACGUUCAUUGCGGUGUAUGUGGAUGAUCUGCUUAUUGCUGGACCCUCCAAGGACGAGAUCGUAGCGGUCAAGCAAGCUCUGUGCAACAAGUUCAAGAUGACAGACCUGGGCCCAUGCAAAUAUUACCUAGGCAUGUCCUUGAGAAGAGACAGGGCGAACCGAUCGAUCUCCUUGUCGCAGACAACGUACCUGGAGAAAAUACUUCGAGACUUUGGAAUGGACCAGUGCGCCCCUAAUGCCACACCGGUUGCCACAAGCAAGUUCGGAGAACCAGACCCCGACUAUAAGGCAACUGACAAACUCAAGCAGUGGUAUGCAAAGGCGAUCGGAUCCCUGAUGUAUCUCAUGCUUGGGACGAGACCCGACAUUGCCUUUGCCGUCUCUUUAUGCAGUCGACACCUGGGAAACCCAACCAACGAACAUCAGACGGCUGUCAAGCGUAUCUUUCGAUAUCUCAAGGGAUCGCAUAAUCUGGAACUGGUGUACCAAGGAAAGCUGCAACCUCUUCUCGGCUACACCGACUCGGAUUGGGCGGGAGACCAGGAGACUCGAAAGUCAACGUCUGGAUACGUGUUCAACCUUGGCACGGGCGCUAUUAGCUGGAGCUCGAAGAGACAAAGGACUGUUGCCCUGUCCUCAUGUGAAGCAGAAUACAUGGGGCAAACGGGAGCAGCGAAGGAAGCUGUCUGGUUGAGAAGCCUUCUCCAGGAACUGUUGAAAGAAUACAGGGAGGUCCCAGAACUGAAGACAACUGUGAUCUUCGGAGACAACCAAGGAGCGAUCGCAAUGUCGAAGAAUCCCCAGUUCCAUGCAAGAACCAAGCAUAUUGAUAUUCAACAUCAUUACUGCAGGGAGAAGGUCAAUGAUGGAACUGUUGACUUCCAGUACAUUCCAACAGGCAAGCAGGUCGCUGACGGGCUGACGAAGGCUUUGCCGAAGGAUCGCUUCUUACGAUUUCGGGAAGCAUUGGGUCUCAAAGAACGACGAUUGUGA